This is a messenger RNA of Emiliania huxleyi CCMP1516, 177 nucleotides long. RefSeq lists its product as hypothetical. NCBI's taxonomy places the organism in Eukaryota, Haptophyta, Isochrysidales, Noelaerhabdaceae. The record is from RefSeq and is a predicted model, not a curated record. The transcript is spliced from 2 exons. Bases 1 to 177 code for a protein of 58 amino acids.
AUGGCGGCGGUGGCGGGCGACGCCGAGAACAUCAACAAGCAGGCGCGCAAUGGGCGUAAAGACUGGCUCAACUCCUCAGCGGACAGCGCGUGCCAAUUGGGUCAAGAACAAGCAAGAAAGAAUUUCAACACGAACUCACACGACACUGGGCACGGGACUGGCGCGCACUGGCACUAA